This is a messenger RNA of Lathyrus sativus (Indian pea), 519 nucleotides long. Lineage: Eukaryota; Viridiplantae; Streptophyta; Magnoliopsida; Fabales; Fabaceae. The record is from the annotation of a GenBank genome assembly.
AUGUCUAGGCAAUUAGAACCACUUAGUGUGGGAGGAGUGAUAGGAGAAGUUGUUGACAUUUUUAAUCCAAGUGUAAAAAUGAAUGUUACAUAUUCAACCAAGCAAGUUGCAAAUGGUCAUGAGUUAAUGCCUUCUAUUGUUAUCAACAAACCUAGGGUUGACAUUGGUGGUGAUGACAUGAGGUCUGCUUAUACUCUGAUCAUGACAGAUCCAGAUGCUCCUAGUCCUAGUGAUCCAUAUUUAAGGGAACAUCUUCACUGGAUGGUGACAGAUAUUCCAGGUACCACAGAUGUCUCAUUUGGAAAGGAGAUGGCUGAGUAUGAGAAUCCGAAACCAGUAAUAGGAAUUCAUAGAUAUGUCUUCAUCUUGUUCAAGCAAAGAGGGAGACAAACAGUGAGAGCUCCGAAUUCUAGAGACCAGUUCAGCACAAGGAGAUUCUCUCAGGAGAAUAACCUUGACUUACCUGUUGCUGCAGUUUACUUCAAUGCUCAAAGAGAAACUGCCGCAAGAAGGAGAUGA